CUUUGGCCAGUCUCUUUGUCCUCCAACCAUGGGUACGGCAGUUUAGGGGGGCGGUGCACGCGCACAGACCCAGAGGGGCGCCAUCAAAAGACAACAUCAAUCAGGGGGAACAAUUUGGUGAUUUCAGCUUGAAGAGGAGACCAUCAUCGUGUGAACAACUGCUGGACAAGGAAAUCUGUCAUCUCUGGGAAAAGGAUUAACUACAUCAUCAACUUUCACUUUUCUCACAUUCUUGUUGCGUUUGUGAACCGGUUUGGAUACUUUUGGAGACAUCUUCAUCAACCAUUUGAAAUAGUUUGACUCAUCCUCUGUGGUCGACGUCCUUUACCAUCUCAAGGAUCUACCUGCUUAUCCCCUCCACCUGGAACAACUUAGAUGAGCUCAGCCUGCUUAUAACUCACCAACUGACAAGAACAAGGCCUGCAUUAGCAACUGACCACUCCACUUCCUUCAAUCAACACUUGAAUCACAUUCUUUGAGCCAUGGUGCUGCUGAAGAUGAAGUUCAACCAGCAGAGGCGGGUGCGUCUGGCCCAGGGCCUUUGGCUGCUGUCCUGGCUGGCGGUGAUGUGUGGGGCCUUCAUAUUUUGUCUUGGGGUUUACCUCAAGACAGAGUUGCUUCGUAGGAACGAGGUGAUGGAGAACACGGAGAUCCACGUGGUACCCAACAUCUUGAUGUUGGUGGGCUUGGCCUCCAUCGGCACCAACUGGGUUGCCACUCGGGUGUGUCAGGACUCCCUGGAUGCAAGCCGCUUUCCCCGCUGGAAGGUCCUUUUGCUGGCCUGGUUUGUUGUUGCAGCUUUGCUGUGCUGUCUCCUACUAGCGGUGGUGGUGCUCAGCUACGUCCUGCAGGGGCGUCUGGAGGAGUCCUUGAAGGUGGGCUUGAGGAAUGGAAUCCGUUUCUACAAGGACACGGACGUGCCGGGCCGUUGUUUUCAGAAAGAGACCAUCGAUCGUCUGCAGAUGGAGUUUCGCUGUUGCGGAAACAACAACUUCAAGGACUGGUUUGAGGUUCAGUGGGUCAGCGGCCGAUUUCUGGACUACACUGCCCAGGAAGUCAAAGAUCGUAUCCGGAGUAACGUGGACGGCCGUUACCUGUUGGAUGGUGUUCCUUUCAGCUGCUGCAACCCCGCAUCGCCUCGCCCCUGCCUGCAAUACCACCUGACAGACAACAGAGCCCAUUUCAACUACGACUACCUGUCAGAGGACCUCAACCUGUACAGCCGGGGCUGCAGACAGGCUCUGACUGAUUACUACAUGGGCUUGAUGAAUUCGACUGGCCCUGGCGUGCUGUCCGUCAUCCUGAUUCAAAUAUCUGUGAUUUUGAGCCUGCGGUACCUGCAGACAGCUGUGGAGGGAGCCAUGGCUCUGGAGAACCCAGAGGGCGACAGUGAGGGCUACAUUCUGGAGAAGGGGGUGAAGGAGACAUUUGAGGAAGUCAAAGUCAAGGUCCUGACCAUGAUUAAGUUAGCGCAGGUUGACCCUGAAGGUGUUCCGGAUGAGGCGGAAGCAGAGAAGGCCGCUGACACCGCCGCAGAGAAGGCUGCCUCCCCAACCCCUGCCAGCUAAAGGGAAAAUGGAUUUCAACAUGAGCUGAAGAAGAAGAAAUCGAAGAAAAGGGGCGGGGUCAUUUUAUCCUUUUUCUUUUUUUUUUUUUUUUNACCGGAAUGGUGGUGGGUUGAGUUGUUGUUAAGUUUUGUCAUGGUAGGCUUGAUUUUUCUCCACCAGUGCAGCAGCUGCAGCUCCCUCAUACACGGCCAGAACCUGACAGCACAUAGGAGAUCCUAUCAGGCCCUGCACAGACACAUAAAUAAACACCUGAUAUAUGCAGGAAGUUGUCCACCAUCUGAGAAUCUCCUCAGGAGAUGUGUAGUUUUUUAUGUUUUUCUUUCUUUCUUAGAGGAGAGUAUUCAGUUUGAACACGUAUAGCAGGAGCACUCAAAAGCAAGUUUUGACUCAAAAUUGGCAAUCCCACGAUGCUGAAGUUCAUCCCGUGAGCACUGUACUGUUCAUCUGACAGCUGUAGAGUUUGUACUGAACUGCAAUGAAAUGCUUCGGAACCUGUUAAAACUGGCAGCGCACAUGAAUCAUGUAUUAAAGGUAGACGUUUUUAACUGCUUUUUAGUGUCGGCUUCCUUUUGUACAACAAUAAAGGUAUGUGUAGAAUGA
Molecule: messenger RNA, 2168 nt
Organism: Oryzias melastigma (Indian medaka)
Lineage: Eukaryota; Metazoa; Chordata; Actinopteri; Beloniformes; Adrianichthyidae
Gene: rom1b
Product: retinal outer segment membrane protein 1b
Exons: 6
Coding region: 483-1568 (361 amino acids)
Biological process (GO): visual perception
Cellular component (GO): membrane
Source: RefSeq, a predicted model, not a curated record